AUGGCAAAUACAUGGAAGAAGUCUUUGAAGUCAAUUGGAUCAAUGGUUUCUUCUGUGUUUACCCUUAUGUGUGUUCUUCACUCCACAAUAGCUCUUACUUGUGGAGCUUUGAUGAUAUUCUACUCCAAAGAGAUCUCCGUGCUUGGCCAUGGAUCCGAGGCUGCGAGCAAGCUUCAAGGGUCAACACCCCAUGAUCAGCUUUUGAUUGAGACCUCAGAUUCCUUCUCUGGCUUAUUGUUGUUCACAAUUGGGUUCCUGCUGUUGAUGGUUGCCUUUGUCAAGGACAGGGAAUUCCAGAGUUUCUUUGCCAAAGGGUGUGUGAUGCUUCAUAUUUCCAUGGCAGUGUGGAGAUUCUUCUUUGAGAGGAAGCUUGGGGAUCUUGCACAUAACUGGCCUAGGCAUGCUGUUGGGGACAUUGCCUUGGCCAUUUCAUGGGUAUUCUUUCUUGUGUACACAUGGAGAGAGAAAUAUGAUUAG
Messenger RNA from Sphenostylis stenocarpa, 477 nucleotides. Lineage: Eukaryota; Viridiplantae; Streptophyta; Magnoliopsida; Fabales; Fabaceae. The record is from the annotation of a GenBank genome assembly.